Molecule: messenger RNA, 3434 nt
Organism: Solanum verrucosum
Lineage: Eukaryota; Viridiplantae; Streptophyta; Magnoliopsida; Solanales; Solanaceae
Product: LRR receptor-like serine/threonine-protein kinase RGI5
Exons: 2
Coding region: 1-3267 (1088 amino acids)
Biological process (GO): protein phosphorylation
Cellular component (GO): plasma membrane
Molecular function (GO): protein kinase activity; ATP binding; protein binding
Source: RefSeq, a predicted model, not a curated record
AUGGAGAAGAAAAGCUACCAUUUUUACACUUUCCCUUCAUGUUAUUUCUUGUUUUUGUUGAUUUCUUGGUUAAGUUUGAGUCCAAAGAUUGUAUUUUUAGUGAGCUCUGUUUCUUCUGAUGGACAAGCGUUGCUUUCUCUGCUUAAAGCAGUUGACCCUUAUACUAAAUCAUCAUCUUCUGUGCUUUCUUCUUGGAACCCUUCAAGUUUAACUCCAUGUUCUUGGCAAGGGAUUACUUGCUCUCCUCAAGAAAGGGUUAUUUCACUUUCUAUCCCAAAUACUUUCCUAAAUCUCUCUUACUUGCCUUCUGAACUCUCUUCCCUUUCAUCUUUGCAGCUUCUUAAUCUUUCUUCUACUAAUAUUUCUGGAACAAUCCCUCCAUCUUUUGGUUCUUUUUCUCAUCUUAGGCUUUUGGACCUUUCUUCUAAUUCACUUUCAGGUUCUAUUCCAUCAGAACUUGGUGGGCUUAGUUCACUUCAGUUCUUGUUCUUGAAUUCAAACAGAUUGACUGGUAAGAUCCCACCAGAGUUAGCUAAUCUUUCUUCAUUAGAAAUCUUUUGUCUUCAAGAUAAUCUCCUUAAUGGGUCAAUUCCAUCACAGUUAGGGUCCUUAGUGUCACUCCAGCAGUUUAGGAUUGGUGGAAAUCCAUAUUUGAGUGGUGAAAUUCCUGCACAAUUAGGCCUGCUCACCAAUCUUACCAUGUUUGGUGUUGCGGCGACUGGUCUUUCGGGUGUUAUUCCGCCAACAUUUGGGAAUUUGAUCAAUCUUCAAACACUGGCAAUUUAUGAUACUGAAGUAUUUGGUUCGAUACCGCCUGAACUUGGGAUGAUUUCGGAGCUUAGGUACUUGUAUCUGCAUAUGAAUAAGCUCACUGAUUCGAUACCUCCUCAGUUGGGUAAGUUGCAAAAGCUUACUAGCUUGCUUUUAUGGGGAAAUUCAUUAACUGGACCUAUACCAGCUGAGGUUUCGAAUUGUUCGUCCCUUGUGAUUCUUGAUGUUUCUGCGAAUGAAUUGUCUGGUGAAAUUCCUGGUGAUUUGGGGAAGCUAUUGGUUCUUGAACAGCUUCAUUUGUCUGAUAAUGCACUUACCGGUUCUAUACCGUGGCAGUUAAGUAAUUGCACUAGCCUGACAGCUCUUCAGCUAGAUAAGAACCAAUUAUCAGGGCAAAUUCCCUGGCAAGUUGGUAAGUUGAAGUACUUGCAGAGUUUUUUCUUGUGGGGGAAUUUGGUUUCAGGAACCAUUCCAGCUGCUUUUGGAAACUGUACUGAGCUAUAUGCACUUGAUCUUUCGAGGAACAAGCUCACUGGAUCGAUCCCUGAGGAGAUUUUUGAUUUGAAGCAGCUGAGUAAAUUGUUGCUCCUUGGGAACUCGUUAACUGGACGAUUGCCUCGAAGUGUUGCGAGAUGCCAGUCUCUGGUGAGGUUGAGGCUUGGUGAGAAUCAGCUUUCAGGACAGAUUCCUAAGGAGAUUGGUCAAUUGCAGAAUCUCGUGUUUCUUGAUUUGUACAUGAACCAUUUCUCUGGAGGCUUGCCUUCUGAAAUUGCCAACAUUACAGUUCUUGAGCUGUUGGAUGUGCACAACAAUUACCUUACUGGGGAAAUACCACACCAGAUGGGGGAGCUUGUGAAUUUAGAGCAACUUGAUCUUAGCCGGAACAGCUUUACCGGUGAGAUCCCUUCAAGUUUUGGCAAUCUCAGUUACUUGAACAAAUUUAUUCUCAGUAACAAUCUGCUUACUGGUUCAAUUCCAAAGUCUUUUAAGAACUUGCAGAAGUUAACUCUACUUGAUUUGAGCUCGAAUAGUCUUUCUGGCGAGAUUCCAUCUGAGCUUGGCUAUGUCACAAGCUUAACAAUCGGUUUGGAUUUGAGCUUGAAUCGUUUCACGGGUGAACUUCCUGAAACAUUGUCCGGUUUGUCACAGUUGCAAUCUCUUGAUAUUUCUCAUAAUUUGUUGAGUGGAAGGAUCACAAUUCUAAGCUCCCUGACCAGCCUUACUUCCCUGAAUGUUUCAGACAACAAUUUCUCGGGGCCUAUUCCUGUCACACCAUUCUUUAGAACUCUCACUUCAGAUUCUUUUCUGGAGAAUUCACUCUGUCAAUCAGUUGAUGGUUAUAGUUGUUCUUCACAUAUAAUGGGAAGGAAUGGGUUGAAGUCACCGAAAACCAUAGCUCUGGUUGCGGUGAUUCUGACAUCUGUAGCCAUAGCAGUCGUGGCUACAUGGAUUCUUGUGACGCGAAACCACAGAUAUGUGUUUCAGAAGUCCCAAGGCAUGUCAGCCUCUUCGGUAGGAGCAGAAGAUUUUUCCUACCCUUGGACUUUCAUCCCCUUUCAAAAGUUCAAUUUCACCAUAGACAACAUCUUGGAUUGCUUGAAAGAUGAAAACAUCAUUGGGAAAGGAUGUUCCGGUGUUGUAUACAAAGCAGAAAUGCCUAACGGUGAGGUGAUUGCAGUGAAGAAGCUUUGGAAAACAAAGAAAGACGAGGAGCCAGUAGAUUCUUUUGCAGCAGAAAUUCAAAUUCUCGGACAUAUUAGGCAUCGAAACAUUCUGAAGUUAUUGGGAUAUUGUUCAAACAAAAGCGUUAAGCUUCUUCUCUACAACUACAUUUCAAAUGGCAAUCUCCAUCAGCUCUUGCAAAGUAACAGAAAUUUGGACUGGGAAAUUAGGUACAAAAUUGCCAUUGGAUCAGCUCAAGGCCUUGCUUAUCUUCACCAUGACUGUGUUCCAGCCAUUCUUCAUAGAGAUGUCAAGUGCAAUAAUAUACUGAUCGACUCCAAGUUUGACGCUUAUAUUGCAGACUUUGGACUUGCAAAGCUAAUGAAUUCGCCAAACUAUCACCACGCUAUGUCCAGUGUAGCAGGAUCUUAUGGAUAUAUUGCUCCAGAAUAUGGAUAUACAGCGAAUAUAACAGAAAAGAGCGAUGUCUAUAGUUAUGGAGUGGUGCUGCUGGAAAUACUUAGUGGGCGUAGCGCUGUUGAUUCUCAGAUAGGUGAUGGGCUUCACAUCGUUGAGUGGGUAAAGAAGAAAAUGGGAAGCUUUGAACCAGCUGUUACAGUUCUCGACACUAAGCUACAAGGUUUACCCGAUCAAGUGGUCCAAGAAAUGCUGCAAACGCUUGGAAUAGCGAUGUUCUGUGUCAACUCAUCGCCAGUUGAAAGGCCAACAAUGAAGGAAGUUGUGGCACUUCUAAUGGAAGUAAAGAGUUCACCUGAUCAAGAAUUUGGGAAAACUUCUCAGCCUCUAAUAAAACAGUCCUCAACUCAAAGUUGAUUAAUUUUGUUAUGUUUUUUUUUUUUUUUUUUUGCUUUUGACUAAGAGGAGUAGGAAUUAGUUUUCUUUAGUUCCCAAUAUGAUCAACUUAUUGUUCCAAGCAUUGGAUAAUGUCUUGGGGUCCAUUGUGUACAUAUUUCAGAAACAUUUAUGUAGUUUAUUUGCUU